Frankliniella occidentalis (western flower thrips) is the source of this 1926-nucleotide messenger RNA. RefSeq lists its product as uncharacterized. NCBI's taxonomy places the organism in Eukaryota, Metazoa, Arthropoda, Insecta, Thysanoptera, Thripidae. The record is from RefSeq and is a predicted model, not a curated record. Bases 156 to 1757 code for a protein of 533 amino acids. The transcript is spliced from 9 exons.
ACCCCUUUUCACUUUCCCAGAGCUCAUUUAUUUUUGAAGUGAACGACAACGACAGUGACACUGAAACCGACAGGGACGAGGGACGCCGCUGACAAGCAGGUUACAGGGUGGAUGAAGGGCAGAAGAGUUGUGGAAUCUGAUAGAUUGUUCGCGUCAUGUCCCUCAAGAGCCUUGGGGUUGACGUCGCCGAGGCGCAACGAAUUUGCGAUUCUUUGAAAAACGUGCACUGGCCCUCCACAGAUGUAGUAUGGCUGAAGCUCGAUGACGAUGACGCUCGAACAGAUGCUCUCGUUGGGCAGGUGGACAUUAAUGAAUUAAAAUUGUUUGAACUUCAGAACUUGAAAACCAAAUUACUGGAGAUAAGCCAAAAAAAUUUCAAUGUUUGCCAGUCAUUGCCACACUCAAGCUCGUCAGUGAAUGUGAAAUGGCCUGAGAAGAAUAUAGCAGACGUGAGAAAGUUAUGGGUGUCGUCUACUGAUACUCAAACAGCCAUUGUAGAAGUGAUCAAUGUAGUAAGAGAUUUGUGGCGGGAUGACUGCCUUGUCUUAAAUAGUUUUCCCUUGACCUCAGAUGUUUGCAUCAACGUUUUAUACAUCAUUGGACAGCUGUUUAGUAUGGUUGGUAUGGUUCCACCAAAACAGACUGCCACACUGCUGUUCUAUGGGUAUCAAAAAUGGACAAUGUCAUUCGAAAAUCGUUUCCAAAAUAUUUGUAAGUCACUGACUGAUGGCAACCAAGAGAACAAAUCCUUUAGUUCUGCUACUAACAAUUGUUGCUAUAAUACAUUUUCCAAAUAUCUGGCAAUUUUGAACUGUGUUCAAUUAAGAAAUGAAGUUGUAGACAUUCUUCAUAACAUUCAGGCAGCACAUCAAAUUGCUGGAAUUACACCAAAUAUGAAUCUGGGUUUUGAGGAUGUUUUUGAUAUUGCUCCUGACCAGAAUAACAAUAUCAUCUGUCAUUCUUGUAAAAUGAAUGGAAGAUGCUUAAUAACUUGUAAAAAACUAAUCAAUGAACUAGAUGAUCUAAAAUCCUUUUUAAAUCAAAUAGUUCUGAGUAAUCCAGAAGACAGUAAAGACAUGACUCUUCAACUUGAUUUUUCUGCGGACAGUCCAAUAAAGCAGAUGCUGGAAAUUGUGCCAAAAUCCUCCAAAGGAUACUCUGAAAUGGAUGUCACACAAUUCUGCUUGAAGCAACUCCUCUCUGCGCAGAUAAAACUUUCUGGAAUUUUUCAGAGAACACUUCAGCUGACAGACGAUGACAUAAGAAGGGGGUCGUGUUUGAAUCUAGACAGUAAUGAAAAUAUUGUCACAAGUUUGAAAGAGUACUCAUGGGCAGAAGCACCUGUGGAGGUAAAAGUUUUAGACUUUGGUAAAGAACUGUGGAUGCAUAUUGAAAACCAUGGAGACUAUCAAAUAGAGUCACUGUUAAGAAUCUGCAGUGCUCUAGAAGAUACUUGGAGAGGGGAAUCUCUAGAAUUAAGGGGAUUCCCAAUGCUCUCUGAGUUCAAUACCAGCAUUAUUUUUUUAUUAGGACACCUAUUUGAUAAGGUAAGAUUUUCUUUCUCUAACUUGGGAAGAAAUUCUAUUUUUUUCUACAGUUUUAAGAGCUACCCUAGGAGUGUAAGAGAUCAUCUUGAGAAAGUUCUCAGUGACUGUUCACUAGCUCAUCAUGAGGCUGUUUUGUCAUUAGUUCCCUUAAAACUAAUAUAUGUCAGUUCUCCUUGUUUAUGCCAGGUGGAGAAUAUUAUGAUAAAGUAAGGGAGUCAAAUAACUGGACUCUACUCAAGCAAUGUGACUACAUGAUCAAGUUCUUAUAUUCAAAAGUGGAAAGUGCCAAGUGUAUGUAGACAUCCAGAAGAUGAAGUUGCGAUCUGAUUUAAUUUAAUUUUACAACAAUAACAGACAAUAAAUUUGUGUUCGUAUCAUA